Molecule: messenger RNA, 3366 nt
Organism: Ornithorhynchus anatinus (platypus)
Lineage: Eukaryota; Metazoa; Chordata; Mammalia; Monotremata; Ornithorhynchidae
Product: baculoviral IAP repeat-containing protein 2
Exons: 9
Coding region: 1543-3366 (607 amino acids)
Biological process (GO): negative regulation of apoptotic process; regulation of cell cycle
Cellular component (GO): spindle microtubule; cytoplasm; nucleus
Molecular function (GO): cysteine-type endopeptidase inhibitor activity involved in apoptotic process
Source: RefSeq, a predicted model, not a curated record
GGGGGCGGGAGCUGCGCCUUCCCCCCGCCCUGGCCGUCCUUCCGUCCGUCCUUCCUCCUUUCUGUAGGUUCCCCCGGGCCGGCGAGGCUCCUAAAGGAGCCCCCCCUCCCCGCCCUCCGUUGCCCCGGGCUCGACCAGUCCUUCCGCCGCCCCGAUUUUACCAGAAUCUCUCUACUUGUAGAUCUUUCCAAUUUCUUCUGUAGACCGACGCAUCACAAUAUGGCGACUUAAGCCCCCCAAAGGGACAGAGUCUGAACUCUGGGAGGUAGUUUUGUGCACAAGAAAUUAAGUAAAUGACAAAUGAUUGGUUCAGAGAGUGUUGUUUACUUUUCAGACAUGGUCCAAAGGUAUUUCCCAGUUGAGCACCAUGGAGAUCCAGUGGCGUUUUCUAACAUUGGAACAUUCUGUGUGUGUCGUAGCCAUUCGGUUUUUCGCAAGCAACCCGGAUAAGAUUGGGAACCUAAAUUUUGUUUUUAUGGGUAGUAACGUGGCAGUAUCCUUCUAGAGGUCUCAGCUGAUCCCUAUCCAAAUAUGGGGAUCAUUCUUACUGCAGCUCCUCGUGUCUCUGGGACCAGAAACACGGAGUCUCGGUAGCCGGAGAUGAAGAGGGAGAGAUGACUUUAGGUGAAUGGGGUAACGUUCAGAAUUAUCUUUGAAGAGCUUUUAAUUUGCUCAAAAACACAGGCUACUCUCAAUUAGGCGUCUUAUGGUGGGAAAGUGAUUGUCAGAUUUAAGUUUCAAUUUUUUCCAUUUCAAGAUUUUCUUGCCGCUUUUGUUCUGUUUUUUUUUGGAAGGGAAAAAUAAGCAACUUAUGUGAUCCCUCUCUUUGCUUGUAGGAGAGAAACCCACAAAACCUCAGGAAGAUUGGGGUGUUCUGCAGUAAGAACGAGUCUUCCUCUUUUGAGGCCAGUUUCUCCAUUUUCCUAGUAGCCGAAUUUCGCAACUCCUCUCCAAAAACAAAUAAGUAUGAAAUCGAAAUGUAGGAAAGCGUGAGAUUCUUGGAACGUGUUGGCUGGAACCGCCAGAAGGAUAAGCUACUCUGAGUGGGGGAUUCAGGUACUUGUAGAAAUGCAACCACCCUUUCAGGCCAUAGGAUGUCACCAGGUCCUUCUCAGUCUGCGGGGGAUGCCGUCCACCGGCUUCCGUCACGGCCGAGGUGCGUUGUAACGGGGCGCCCGCGGGCCCGAGAUAGUUGUCGCGCCUCUGAAACCGUCUGAAUUACCCAAUGGCCUCCCCCAGGAGCCUGAAAGACUUGCCAUCCCUCUGUCUGCCCUGCUCUGGGUAGCCCAGCUGGCCCGCGAGAUUGAUGCACCCCCUCAAUCCUGCUGGGAAAAGCCCGUCAGCCCGGCCGGUGCCGGUGAUCAGGCCGCUCGGAGGGCUCGGUGUCUCUUGCAGGCCACUGGGAGGCCAGGAAACAAACAAACAGAAUUAACUCCCAGGGUUUUAGCCUGGUCCUGUCUAAAAUUACAAACCGUGCACAAAACUACCUCCCGGGGGGAGACUCGUCCCGUAUCCCCCGCCACCCCCACCGAAUAUUUCGUUAUGAACGUGGUCGCAAACAGCAUGUUUUUGUCCAAUCUGAUGAACGGCAACAGCGGGUACGAACUGAAGUACGACUUCUCGUGCGAGCUGUUCAGGAUGUCGACUUACUCCACUUUUCCGACCAACGUGCCCGUGUCGGAGAGGAGCCUCGCCCGGGCCGGCUUUUACUACACCGGAGCGAGCGACAAGGUCAAGUGCUUCAGCUGCGGCCUGAUGCUAGACAACUGGAAACCUGGAGACAGCGCGAUCGAGAAACACAAGCAGCUGUAUCCCAGCUGCAGCUUCAUUCAGAACUUGCUUCAGACGCACAACCCGGGGGCCUCGUCCUAUUCCGCUUUCUGUCCUCCGCCCCUCGGCAGCCUCUCGCCCACCGCGACCAUCUCUCCGAGCUUGGAGCCGAGCGGUUACUUCAGCGGGUCUUUCUCCAGUUUCCCCCUCGACCCGGUGACCUCCAGGGCCAUCGAAGACCUGUCCCAGCCGAGACCCCACGUGGACAACUCCGCCAUGAGCAGCGAAGAAGCCAGGAUCUGCACUUUCCAGUCGUGGCCGCUGACCUUCCUGUCGCCCUCCGCCCUGGCCAAAGCGGGCUUCUAUUACACCGGGCCGGGGGACCGAGUAGCCUGCUUCACCUGCGGGGGGAAGCUGAGCAACUGGGAACCGAAGGACGACGCCAUGUCCGAACACCGGAGGCACUUCCCCGGCUGCCCGUUUCUGGAAAGGCAGACGCGGGACGCGUCCAGGUUCAACGUCUCUAACGCCAGCAUGCAGACCCACGCCGCCCGGGUGAAAACGUUCCUCAACUGGCCGGCCAGGAUCCCGGUGCAGCCGGAGCAGCUCGCCAGCGCUGGCUUUUAUUACGUAGGCCGCAACGACGACGUGAAGUGCUUCUGCUGUGACGGCGGCCUGAGAUGUUGGGAGUCGGGAGAUGACCCGUGGAUCGAGCACGCGAAAUGGUUUCCGAGGUGUGAAUACAUGAUACGCAUGAAAGGACAGGAGUUUGUCAAUCAGAUACAGGCUAGAUACCCUCAUCUUCUUGAACAGCUGUUGUCAACUUCAGAUACCCCUGUGGAUGAAAGCGCCGAUCCACCAAUUAUUCAUUUUGGUCCCGGAGAAAAUCCUGCUGAAGAUGCCAUCAUGAUGAGCAACCCCGUGGUUAAAGCCGCUCUGGAAAUGGGCUUCAGUAGAAGACUUGUGAAACAGACCGUUCAGAGUAAAAUUCUAACCACGGGAGAAAACUACAAGACGGUCAACGACCUGGUGUCAGACCUACUUAAUGCAGAAGAUGAAACGAGGGAAGAGGAAAAGGAGAGACAGAACGAGGAAAUGGCGUCAGAUGACUUGUCGUUAAUCCGGAAGAAUAGGAUGGCUCUCUUUCAACAUUUGACCUGCGUGCUUCCUAUCCUGGAUAGUCUGCUAUCGGCCGGUGUGAUAAGUGAGCAGGAACGUGAUGUCAUUAAGCAAAAGACUCAGACAUCUCUGCAAGCAAGAGAACUGAUCGAUACAGUUUUAGUCAAAGGAAAUGCCGCCGCCAACAUAUUCAAGAACUGUUUGAAAGAAGAUGAUUGCAUCUUGUACAAGAAUUUGUUUGUGGAAAAAAACAUGAAGUAUAUUCCAACCGAAGAUGUUUCAGGCCUACCAAUGGAAGAACAGUUGAGGAGGUUACAGGAAGAAAGAACGUGUAAAGUUUGUAUGGACAAAGAGGUUUCUAUUGUAUUUAUUCCUUGUGGCCAUCUAGUAGUAUGCAAAGAGUGUGCUCCCUCUUUAAGAAAGUGCCCUAUCUGUAGGGGCACCAUCAAGGGAACAGUGCGGACGUUUCUUUCUUGA